Messenger RNA from Danio rerio (zebrafish), 2583 nucleotides. RefSeq names its product annexin A11b (gene anxa11b). The record is from RefSeq and is marked validated. Gene Ontology annotation, molecular function: calcium-dependent phospholipid binding; calcium ion binding. Lineage: Eukaryota; Metazoa; Chordata; Actinopteri; Cypriniformes; Danionidae.
GUGUCGGAGAUGAGUUACCCCGGUUAUCCUCCAGCAGGUGGCAGCUACCCGCCCGCAUCCGGCCCAUAUCAGCAGCCGGCAGCCGGGUACCCUCCUCAGCCUGGAGCGUAUCCCCCACAGGCCGGAUACUACCCCCCGCAGCCCGGAGCCUUCCCCCCGCAGCCCGGAGCCUUCCCCCCGCAGCCAGGAGCCUUCCCUCCUGGAGCAGGAUACCCUCCCCAGGCUGGCGGGUACCCAGCGGCCCCGGGUGGAGGAUUCCCCCCGCAGGCUGGAGGAUACCCCGCCGCUCAGCCCGGGGCAUACCCUAACAUGCCCGCUGCAGGUGGAUGGGGGGGCCAUCCCGGCUUUGGAGCUCCAGCCGGAGGCAUGCCCCAGGGUUACCCAGGAGUCCCAGCACCAGGACAGCAGCCCAUGCCGGCAUAUCCUGGAGCUCCAGUCCCGAACCCAGGCAUGCCCGGGUAUGGAGGAGGCGCCCCGACUGGACCAACUCCACCCGCUCCUGCUAUCAACAGGGGUUUUCGUGGGACCAUAAAGGAUUUUCCUGGUGCGGAUCCUCUUCGAGAUGUGGAGGUGUUGCGGAAAGCCAUGAAGGGCUUCGGAACGGAUGAAAACGCCAUUAUUGAGCUUCUGGGCAGUCGAAGCAACAAGCAGCGUGUGCCUUUGCUGGCGGCGUAUAAAACCACCUACGGAAAGGAUCUGGUUCGUGACCUGAAGUCAGAGCUGACGGGACACUUUGAGGAGUUGGUUCUGGCCAUGCUUAAAUCUCCUGCACAGUUUGAUGCAUCUGAGUGCAAGGAAGCCAUAUCAGGUGCAGGAACAGACGAGGCCUGUCUGAUAGAGAUCCUGUCCUCUCGCAGCAAUGCAGAGAUUCAGGAGAUCAACAGAAUCUAUAAAGCAGAGUACGGUAAAUCUCUGGAGGAUGCCAUCAGCAAUGACACUUCUGGACAUUUCCGCCGCCUGCUCGUCUCUCUCUGCCAGGGUAAUCGUGACGAGAGAGAGACUGUGGACAUCUCUCUGGCCAAGCAGGAUGCUCAGAAACUCUACAGUGCUGGAGAGAAUAAAGUGGGCACAGACGAGUCUCAGUUCAAUGCCAUUCUCUGUGCCCGCAGUAAACCUCACCUCAGACAGGUGUUUCAGGAGUACCAGCAGAUGUGCGGUCGGGACAUCGAGAAGAGCAUCUGCAGAGAGAUGUCUGGAGACCUGGAGUCCGGCAUGGUGGCAGUGGUGAAGUGCAUUAAAAACACUCCUGCCUACUUUGCUGAACGCCUCCACAAGGCCAUGCAGGGCGCAGGAACUAAAGACCGGACUCUGAUCCGCAUCAUGGUUUCCCGCUCUGAGCUGGACAUGCUGGACAUCAGACAGGAGUACCUGCGGCUGUUCGGCAAAUCCCUCUACACUCACAUCUCUGGUGACACUUCUGGAGAUUAUAAGAAGCUGCUGCUGAAACUCUGCGGAGGAAGUGACUGAAGAGCAGGAGGACAGAGCCGUUUCCAUGACGACUGGAUAUCUGACAUCAUAUUAAUAUCACUCAUUUAUCGAUAUGUCAGAUGUGUCAUGUUAACUGAUCCUGUAAUCACACCUUUAUUAAGUUCACAACCAAAAUAGCAUUUCAUUUGUGCCUUAGACACGUACAGAUAAUAAUAUUGCAGUCUAUAUUUAGCCGUCUAACCUGACUAUGCAUGAUAUGUAGAGGAUACAGCUGUCUUUUGUAUUUGUGUGUACAGUACUGUCUUCAGAUGCCAAAACCAAAACUGCAAUCAUCUCUUCUGUGAAAAUCAUCGUUCAGAUGCCUUGGAAAUAUUACACUUGAAGUUCUGAAAUGUUUCUUUAUGUAAAGUGAGCUUUAUAUCUCUAUGCAAGACACAAAUAUAUAUUGAAUUAUGACAAUCUUUAUGAAGGUCUACGUGUGUAAAUCUCACAGAAACGUCUCAUAAUUGACCCCAAUAUCAAGAGAAAUCAAGAAAUACUUUGCUUAUAAAAUGUAAAUCCUAUUUUAGGAAUGUUUUUGGUUAUAUUAUAGUUUUUUCAUAUUACAAUUAGGCAUUAUUCAUCCUUAAUUUACAUUAAUGUAUCUGGCUGUUUAAUUUGUGCAUGAUUUAUUAGUGGUAAUUCUUAAUAACUUUGCUGGAAAAACAUAUAUAUUUUCUUCUUUUUAUGCAACUUAAAUUGUUUUUAAUGUGCAAAAAAACUGUUUAAGUUGCAUAAAAAGAAGUAAUGCAUAACAUGUAAUGCAUAUUAAUGGUCGUAAAACAGGCUUAAUUUUCAUGCAUGUUUUAUUAUUAAAUGUUUAAUAAUAUUAAUAAUUCUUUGAUUUGCUUUAUUUGAGUCUGGGGUGAGCUAUGAGCAGUUUCAGUGAGGUUUGACCCUGAUUAUUAUAGUGAAUGUGCAUCUCUGCAGCAGUAGAGGGCAGUGUACAGUGAGCAAUCUUUCCUCAUGAUAAUCAUCAUCAUCAUCAGUAAUUAAACAGGAGGUUCAGCCUGUUCAUCAUCAUGAAGACAGACAGCUCUAGUUUUCUAACAUCUUCACUCUAACCUGUAUUGUAUAAUAACUCGUGUCUGAUUAAUAAAGCACUCACAGCUCUUG